AUGCCUCCGCCUUCACGACCCACUGCAGCAACUGCCGAGGAUAACGAAUACAGCGUCAAUACUACCCAAUCAGUCAACUCGAUUUUACUCAACUCACAACAUCGGCAAUCGCUUCCUCCAGGAGGAAGACCUUCAUCUGCUGCUGGUGGUGGUGGAGCAUCGGCCUUGGCACAGUUGAAUCCAGACUAUCCCAUUCGAGAUAAACAACAGCAAUCGGGCAACGAUGAUGAGGACGAGCAGCAAGAUACUAUUCAAGGUGGUGUCAAUGGCCAAUCUCGGGAUCCAUUUGGCGGCAAAGUGGCUCACCCACAGCAGCAUAAACUAUUGGCAGCGUCUGAUUUUUGGCCUCCUCAAGGCAUGACUGGUGCUCCCGACAACGACACGCUCAACAAUAAUCAAUUGACGGUUGGCUCCAUGAAUCAACUCACCGUCAACUCGGUCGCUAGUUAUAAUACGCCCGCUGUCACUCAAGCAGAGAUCGAUGAUUACAUUGAACGGCUCAUCAAUGCUGGAUAUACAAAAGUAUCAAGACAUUUGUGUCUCAAGAAUAGUGAGGUGGUUGCCAUCUGCCGCUCCGCUAUGGAAAUCUUCCUCAAUCAACCUUCCUUAUUGGAAUUAUCGCCACCUGUCAAGAUCGUCGGUGACACUCAUGGUCAAUAUACGGAUCUCAUUCGCCUUUUCGAGAUGGGCGGGUUCCCACCAAGCAGUAACUACCUGUUCCUAGGCGACUAUGUGGAUCGUGGCAAGCAGAGCUUGGAAACCAUGUUGUUGCUUUUAUGCUACAAGAUCAAAUAUCCUGAAAACUUCUUUUUACUACGUGGUAAUCAUGAAUGUGCCAAUGUCACAAAAGUGUAUGGCUUUUAUGAUGAAUGCAAGCGUCGCUUGAACACCAAGAUGUGGCGUACUUUUGUCGAUACAUUCAACACUCUCCCUAUCGCUGCAUUGGUGGCUGGCAAGAUUUUUUGUGUACAUGGUGGUUUAUCACCUUCGUUGCACAACAUGGAUGAAGUCCGCAACAUUCAACGACCUACCGAUGUACCUGAUUAUGGGUUGCUCAAUGACCUAUUGUGGUCAGAUCCAUCCGAUGUCACUGUGGAUUGGGAGGAUAAUGAACGUGGUGUAUCAUAUUGCUUUGGCAAAAAGGUGUUGGAUGAGUUCCUUGCCAAAUUUGAUCUUGAUUUGGUCUGCCGUGGACAUAUGGUUGUUGAGGAUGGCUAUGAGUUCUUUGGUGGUCGAUCUUUGGUGACCGUGUUCUCUGCACCCAACUAUUGUGGCGAAUUUGACAACUUUGGAGCUAUCAUGAGCGUGAGCGAGGAAUUGUUGUGCAGCUUUGAGCUGUUAACGCCGGCUGAUCAUCCACUAGCCAAAGAAUGUUCCAAGAAUCAAAAGAGGUCCAGUGGAUCAUUAACCAAUGGACGAUAG
Messenger RNA from Lichtheimia ornata, 1422 nucleotides. Its product is annotated as serine/threonine-protein phosphatase PP-Z1. The transcript has 4 exons. Gene Ontology annotation, cellular component: nucleus; cytoplasm. Gene Ontology annotation, molecular function: protein serine/threonine phosphatase activity. The record is from RefSeq and is a predicted model, not a curated record. Lineage: Eukaryota; Fungi; Mucoromycota; Mucoromycetes; Mucorales; Lichtheimiaceae. The coding region runs from base 1 to 1422 and encodes 473 amino acids.